Molecule: messenger RNA, 1028 nt
Organism: Paramecium sonneborni
Lineage: Eukaryota; Ciliophora; Oligohymenophorea; Peniculida; Parameciidae
Source: the annotation of a GenBank genome assembly
GUUGAAAUAGACAUAUAUAAAAUAUAUAUUGUAAUUUUAAUUCUGUGAUGAUAUGAAUAUAAUAUAAUAAUAAUAAAAUCACAUGCCAGAACUAAAUAUAAUAUUAAAAUUAAUUACUAGUUUGGUCCUCCUCCAGCUUCUGGAAUAGUCCAUCUGAUAUAAUCUUUGGGCAUUUUGAUAUCACAAGUUUUACAAUGUAAACAAUUUUAAGCAUUGAUUUACAAUUUUUUGCCUUCUUUAGUAUCAAUAAAUUCAUAAACUUUAGCUGGACAAAAUCUUUAUUCAGGGCCNAAAUAAGUAAAAAUAAUUAGAUUAAUAAAAUGAUAUUAUUUUAUAAUGUUUGCAUGAUAAUAAAAAUAUAAUUAAAAUUAUUAUUUAUUUAGGAAAUGUGGUAUAAAAACUUUUCAAAAUAAAGUUGGAAUCUUCGUGUUUGGAGGUAUAUUAUAAUAGAUAUUGAUAUAUAGAAAGGCAAACAUAUUAUUUAAUUAAGAUGAUAUUGGUAUGUUUAAGACAAAAGGUGUUUUGAGAUGGAAAGAUACUGUAUUUAGAAUGGCUAGAAGUGAAGCAUGUGUAUAAAAUUAUGAAUAUGAAUGAUAGUUAAGAGGAUUUAACUUCUUCUUUUUUGCUGGGAUGAUUGGAUCAUUCAUUUGGGUAAAAUCAAACUAUUAUGAUCCAAAAUAUGUAGCACCAAAAAAAGUAGAAAGUGAGAAGGAAUUAGAAAGAUUAGAUGCUGAAGCAGAUAAAAUAUUAUUUAAGAAUAGAUUGGAAGCAUAUUCAAGACCACAUAGAAGUUUGGAAGAUUUGAUAGCUUUUUUAUCUGGGUAUUGUGAAAUAAUUAAUAAUAUAUAGUUCAAAAACAUUUGAUUAAUUUGCUGAUUUUAUCAGUUAUGAAGAAGCAAUGAAUAAUAGUAUGGAUUAAUAAAAUGGAUUGGAUUCUUGGAUGGAUGAUUAAGAUUAGAGAAUGCUUAAAUAUUAUCAAAGAAGUAUAGGACGUACUCCAAAAUUUGAUUGAUUACGUUGAAAUAGAC